This is a messenger RNA of Plodia interpunctella (Indianmeal moth), 2638 nucleotides long. RefSeq lists its product as uncharacterized. Gene Ontology annotation, biological process: maturation of SSU-rRNA from tricistronic rRNA transcript (SSU-rRNA, 5.8S rRNA, LSU-rRNA). NCBI's taxonomy places the organism in Eukaryota, Metazoa, Arthropoda, Insecta, Lepidoptera, Pyralidae. The coding region runs from base 258 to 1148 and encodes 296 amino acids. The transcript is spliced from 2 exons. Gene Ontology annotation, cellular component: small-subunit processome; nucleolus. The record is from RefSeq and is a predicted model, not a curated record.
UCAUGCUUGCUCCUUGUCUUGUCUAAUCAAAGCAAGCAAAGCGUUCAGCAACUCUUCCUUCAGCAAUAUUGCCGAAUGUGCGUGCGUCGCUUGUUCAUUGAAAUAAAUUCAUUAUUAGUUCAUUAGCUGGUGUUUAGUGUAAUUUAAAUCAAACUCAUUUUUACUAGCUAAUAUCUAUUUAUAUAAAGAGUGUUUUGAAAUAUAGUACCUAAGUUUUACAUUUUUUCGAUUAGGUUAUAUAAAAAUAAAUAUUCAACAUGGUACAGGCUACAGAUGAAAUGGAACAAACUGACCUUCCACAAGCUGUGAAUUUACUUCACGAGAUGAAUUCCAACAUACAACAGGUAUCACAGCUUGUUGACAAUAUGAUAAUUAGAGUUAAAAGUGGUGAACUAUCUACUGAUAGUGGUCUUAGUUUUUUGGAAAUGAAAUAUCAAAUGUUGUUGAGUUAUUUAAUAAAUCUAACAUAUAUAGUCUUGCGAAAAUGUUCUGGUGAAAAAAUUGUAUCUGACCCAUCCAUUGACAGACUUAUAGAAAUUAGAACUGUUCUUGAGAAGAUAAGACCCAUUGAUUCUAAAUUAAAGUAUCAAAUUGAUAAACUUGUUAAGACUGCUGUAAUUGGAGCAACAUCUGAAGAAGAUCCACAAUCAUAUCAUGCUAAUCCAGACAACCUGGUGAGUAAAAUUGUUGAACAUGAAGACUCCAGUGAUUCAAAUGAUGAUGAAGACAAGAAAGACAAGGCUAACACUAAUAUAUAUGUCCCUCCAAAACUGGCUGCUGUUCAUUAUCAUGAAAAUAAUUCCAAGGUGGAUGGAAAUAGUAAGGAACAAUCAAAGAAACAAUUCUUGAAUUCAAGUGUGAUGCGAGAACUUAGAGAAGAAUAUUCAGAGGCUCCUUUGGAAGUUAGCGCAGGUAAUCAUGUUAAACAUUCAAUUUCAAAAUAUGAACAGGAAAAGACUGAAUAUGAAGAAAAUUAUCUGACUCGUUUACCAGUUACAAAAGCAGAGAAGAACAGAAGAAAAAAGUUGACAACAAUUGGUAUGGUGGCUGAUGAAAUAACAGGACGCAGAUCUGAAAAAGGUGGUUCUCGUAAACAUAAAAUGAAAUCCAAGAAAGGAAAAGGUUUUAAAAGAAGGCGUAUGCAUUAAAAACAUUUUUGUCAACAUUUUAUCAUAUCUGUUCGUCCGAAUCAAAAGGUACCGUAUGGCGGCUAGCACUUAGGUCUUAUUCGUCUUUAGGUCCAAUACAAAACAACGGCAAUAAAGACCUGCUAGCCACCAUAAGGUUCCAUUUGAUUUGGACAACCACAUAUAAUAAAAGAUUUGCAAUGUUCAAUAUAAAUAAUUCAUUAAAAAUCAUACUUUAGUGACAUUUCAAUUAAAAUUGGACUGAUGUGGUUAAUAAUAAGUAUUUGCUGAUUGUGGAUCAUUUGUUUACUGUGCCAAGAGUAGCACAAAUCAAGAAUGGCCACACUAUCAAGUAUAUUUACAUAUAUCUUCAAUUUUUAUAUUGUAUUUCAAAAUUGAUCAUUGAAACCUUUACAAGUUUACUUCUAAAUUGAUAAUAUUUUUGUCUUAUAUGGAUAAACUAAGAUAAUCUUGUGCACCUGCAUAUAAUAUUGUAGAUGCCAGAAGUGUCAUGAAAUUCAGGAUUUACUGGAAAUCCUGAAUUUUUAUAUGUUGAGUGAAACAUCUUGUAUCUUUAAUUCCUAUUUCAGUUUGAUUCAAGAUGUUGACUGGCCUCUUAGCAUUGUACAUGUCUAAGCCACUUUGUAUUUGGCUCAUAAGUGUAGUCGUAUCUUAAUACACAUGUAAUAUGAGGACACAUUAACCAUGUAGUUGUUGAAAUAGAUGAUGGCAUUGCACACGACGCACACCGCGUCGUGUCGUGUAUCUCAAGUUUUGCUCAUUGUUCUUACGACACGACCAACAUCAAGAGCCGUGUGUAGACAGCUCAAAGCUUACAAGAGUGCAUGUUACGUGACAAUCGGUUGUUCCUAGCCUAGAGCUUAAAAGUGCUUAGAUUUUUCAAUACAUAAUCUCAUAUAUGUUGACAAUGCCUUAAUUAGUUGGUAAAAAUAUACUACUUUUAUUAAGGUAUUUAAAAUAAUAUUGUAAUUUUCAUAUGGACAAUGUUAAAUUUGUAUUUUCUCUAAAGGCUAGGGGCUUUAAGUCAUUUCUGUUUGAAUUUGAUCUUGGUAUCGAUCAUGGAUCUCUUUUGACAAAUUCUGAUUAAAGCUUCUUUAGCUUAUCAACUUUAUCAACAUUACUUAUGGAUAUGAAGUGGUCCUAUUUCAGGGCGGAAACCACACGCCUUAUUUGGUUAUCACAUGUUGGUGAUCACCAAUAUAACAAUUACCUAGCAUAUGCAUAAAUGUUAAUUUCUUUUUCAUACAAUAAAUAAAAAGUACUCGCAUGUUUUUUAUUGGCGUUUAUUUCUGAUUUGUUUUAUUAUAUCUAAGACAAUAUAAAUGAACGAAAAUUUGAAGACCAUAUGAAAAAGUUUCAAUACGUUUUUUAUUUGUUAUUAUAUUUUGUUUCGUAUAAGUAAGUUUAAUUACUUUGUUUCUGUUUGAUAAAUUGUGUUGAAAUUUCUAUCAACAAUUUUCUUUAAUUAAGUAAAUAAAGGUUUGAAUUAA